AUGAUGUUGGUAAAGGCCAUACUCGUCGUCUUCUUUGCGGAAAUCGAAUCUGGUUUAACUUCAUCAACAAAGGGAAAUGAAGAAACCAAGAUUCAGUUGCCCCCAGACUCUUACAUAAAUGCAACGGAUGCUGAGGGGUGUUGGUACCCGCAAAUAGUGGAUUAUAUUGAAGGACAAGGCCUUACGGUGACUCUGGAGCUCUUAGAUGAAGAGAACGUUAACAUUACGGUGGGAUCCUGUGACCAAGGAUGCUGCGCUCCUGCCAGUCCCCCUCAGCACCGGACUAUUACGCUAAUGAGCGCAGCGGAGGACGAAGAAGAACACAAGAAAAAGGACAAGAAGCAGAAGAAGAGCAAGAAGAACGAGAACAAGAACAAGAACAAGAACAAAAACAAAAACAACAAGAAUUCAUAGUAUAGUCAAAUACAAGUUAAGAAUGAGCCAGAAGCUCCGCCUCCAGCGCGAACCUUUUAUCUUCGGCACGUCCAGCCAACGCAUGCUGGAAUGCAACGAGCACGAGAUGGGCCCUAGGCUCAUCGAACCCAAAGUUUGAGCCGAAACUUCGCGCA
Ixodes scapularis (black-legged tick) is the source of this 569-nucleotide messenger RNA. RefSeq lists its product as uncharacterized. The record is from RefSeq and is a predicted model, not a curated record. Bases 1 to 414 code for a protein of 137 amino acids. The transcript is spliced from 4 exons. Lineage: Eukaryota; Metazoa; Arthropoda; Arachnida; Ixodida; Ixodidae.